Molecule: messenger RNA, 1061 nt
Organism: Bacillus rossius redtenbacheri
Lineage: Eukaryota; Metazoa; Arthropoda; Insecta; Phasmatodea; Bacillidae
Gene: Rfk
Product: putative riboflavin kinase
Exons: 4
Coding region: 256-708 (150 amino acids)
Biological process (GO): riboflavin biosynthetic process; FMN biosynthetic process
Cellular component (GO): mitochondrion
Molecular function (GO): riboflavin kinase activity
Source: RefSeq, a predicted model, not a curated record
GUUGUCAGCAUUGUAGAAUGAACGACGAGAUAAAUGAGACACGUGUGAUCUGUGGUUAUGCAAGUCAGCUGUUAUAUUACGUCCGUGUGGUUGGGAGAGAUCCUGUGUAGUGGGAAUUGUAUAAGCUAUGUCACGCUGCGUUAGGAUCGUCAGUGUGGACGUGGACUGGUACAAGAAAAGGGUUGCAGGCUGCUGGACGAAUUCUAGUUUCUACAGGUUAAAACAAGGAACAGUAGAGCUACGUGGACUACAGUAAUGAAUCAGAAUGGCUUGCCACAUUUUGCAUCAGGAAAAGUUGUCAAGGGUUUCGGAAGGGGCUCCAAAGAACUUGGAAUACCUACGGCCAACUUCGAUGAAGAAGUUGUGAACAGACUUCCAGAGAGCGUGGAAACCGGAGUGUACUUUGGCUGGGCGCAAGUCGACAAUGGACCUGUUCACAAAAUGGUCAUGAGCAUCGGCUGGAACCCAUUUUACAAGAACACCAAGAAGUCCAUGGAGACGCAUGUUCUUCACGAAUUUCAAGAAGACUUUUACGGUGCUACCCUCAAAGUCUUCAUUGUGGGACGCAUCAGGCCUGAAAUGAACUUCAGUUCUGUUGACGAACUGAUUGCCAUGAUCAAGAACGACAUUGCGGUGGCAGAAGAGGAGUUGGAGAAAAUCGAACUGCAGGCGUACAGAAACAGCCCUCAGUUCUCGUCGGACGGCUAGAGGCUGGUCUGCCUGUAUCUGUACUCCUGCCUAAGAAGUGAUUAACGACAGCAACGGGACCCCUACUGCUGUUGAUAGUGCUACGUAUGGUGGAGAACUCACGUAUGCUGAUACAAGUGAAGUCAUGAUUCAAAAUGGCUCUCUUUUUAAUGUUGAUAUUCAUGUAGUACCAUUCCCAUGCUCAUUUAUAUUUAUGUUGCCAUUAUAAAGUUAAGGUUUUAUAAAAUCUGAUUUUAUCACUUAAGUAUACAUGAUGUGUACCCCCUUAUCUGGUAAAAAAUUAAGAGUUUUUAUAAGUUUUUAAUUCAUCACCAUCACCAUUACCAAGAGGUAUAAAACUGUUUAUGAGAUCA